Molecule: messenger RNA, 1945 nt
Organism: Pecten maximus
Lineage: Eukaryota; Metazoa; Mollusca; Bivalvia; Pectinida; Pectinidae
Exons: 2
Coding region: 445-1812 (455 amino acids)
Biological process (GO): DNA integration
Molecular function (GO): nucleic acid binding
Source: RefSeq, a predicted model, not a curated record
AAUUAUUAUGCAAGGUUUCUGCCGAAUCUAUCCACAGUUCUCCACCCUUUACACAGACUUUUGGAGAAAAACCGGAAGUGGGAGUGGAAUGGUGAUUGUGCCAGAGCAUUUGCCGAGGUCAAGAAACUAGUUACAUCAAAUGAGGUGCUCACUCAUUACGACCCUGCAAAACCUGUGAGAUUGGCGUGCGACGCGUCACCAGUAGGUCUGGGAGCAGUAUUAUCUCAUGUAAUGGAUAAUGGAACCGAACGUCCCAUAGCUUAUGCCUCGAGAACCUAGAAGAAUUACUCACAAAUUGAUAAGGAGGCACUUGCAUUAGUAUGGGGAGUCAAGCAUUUUCAUAACUAUGUGUUUGGACGAGAGUUCACCCUAAUUACAGACCACAAGCCACUGAUUUCGAUUUUCAAUCCCGAGAAGGGAAUACCCUCAACCACUGCUGCGAGGAUGCAAAGGUAUGCUUUGUUUCUGUCUGGACUGACAUACAAAAUCGAGUAUAAAUCAACCACAGCACAUGGAAAUGCGGAUAGCUUGUCACGGUUACCUUUACAAGUCAACACUAUUGACAGUGAUGACGACGAAAUGGUGAACGCAGUAAACGUGGGUCAGUUGGAGAAGCUGCCAGUAACACAGUCCCAGAUACGAAGGGAGACAACUCAUGAUCCUGUGAUGGCAACAGUAUUACAGUUUGUAAUGAAUGGUUGGAAUGAGGAAGUCACUAACCCAGAACUGAAACCAUAUUUUGUGAGGAACACGGAGAUUACUGAACAUCAAGGAUGUCUAUUGUGGGGGACUAGAGUAAUUGUACCUCCCAAACUUCAAGCUGAAGUUCUUGCGGAAAUACACCAAGGUCACAUCGGAAUCGUGAAAAUGAAGGCAGUGGCCCGAAGUUAUGUUUGGUGGCCUAAUAUAGACUUGGACAUUGAACAAUUGUGCAAGGCUUGCACAGGGUGCCAGAGUGUUAAAGUGGCACCACCAUCAGCUCCACUUCAUCCAUGGGAGUGGACCUCAAGGCCAUGGUACAGGAUACAUAUGGAUUUUGCUGGUCCUUUUCUGGACAGUAUGUUUUUCAUUGUUGUGGAUGCUUACUCUAAGUGGCCAGAAGUGGUCCCCAUGAGGACAACAACGUCAGAUAAGACCAUAGAUGUACUGCGAACAAUAUUCGCAAGGAACGGCAUACCCACUGAAAUUGUCAGUGACAACGGACCUCAGUUUGUGUCCGAGAGUUUUAAGAACUUUGUUAAGGCUAAUGGUAUAAAACACAUCACAUCCGCCCCAUACCAUCCGAGUACAAAUGGACUCGCGGAAAGAUUUGUUCAAACCUUUAAAGCAGCAAUGAAGGCUAGUAGGAGAGACAAUGGUACGUUGACAAAGAAGUUGGCUAAUUUCUUGUUAGCUUACCGGAACUCAGCACAUGCGACAACAAAUGAAUCACCCGCAAAGUUGUUCUUAGGACGGAAGUUACCAUCCAGGUUAGAUUCUCUUCUCCCAAAUGUUAGAGGACGAGUGGAAGGUCAGCAAAGUAACAUGACAUUCAAGCGAAUUUCAAGGUUAAGAACCUUUGAGCCAGGUCAGAGUGUUACUACCUGUGAUUAUCGUCGGGGAAGUGAGGAUAAAUGGGUUUCCGGUAAAAUCCUUGAACAGACAGGUCCGGUUUCUUACCGUGUGGAGGUUGCUCCGGGAACAUUCUGGAGACGACAUACUGAUCAAUUGAGGGAUGCUUGUGCUCAAAUUCCAUUGAAGGUAACCUUACCUGAACCUAUAAUACCCUCAGGUACACGGAAAUCAGCAGAAGUGGUUCCUCCAGCAGCCUAAUGUGGUGACUCGGAUCGAUCAACACCAUUGCGUGAUGUCUCUACUCCCAAACCAUCACCUUCGACAUCAUUGAUAAGGUCUCCAACUACAGACUCCAACUCUGGUCCAAGAUAUCCUAGUCGGUCUAACAGGA